AUGUCUCCACGGGGUACCGCAGAUAUAACUGUUCACGAAAAGUUAGAAGAUGGGAAAUUGGAGGAAUUAUGCCAAGCUACCGGCGAUGCAUGUGGUGGAACGUCCAUCGAUAACGAGUUCUUGCAGUUAAUGGUAGACAUAGUAGGCGAACCCUUAAUGAAUAGUAUGGCAAAGAACGAUCCAGUAGCCUAUCUUGAUCUUUUCAGAGAAUUUGAAACUGUAAAAAGAAAGAUAAAGCCCUUAAAAUCAGCGAAAAUUAACUUUACAGUUCCCUUUGUCGCUUUAAAUGAUUUAUGUGAGAAGGAGCUAGGAAAAUUUUUUCCUCAGGCUGUUUUUUCCUGUUCCCUUAAGGAUAAAAUUUCCUUACGUGGCGAUAAACUGCGGUUCGAUGUAGAUGUUUUCUAUGCUCUUUUUUCAAAAUCAUUAGAAAAUAUUGUUUCUCAUAUAUCAAGGAUAAUCAAGCAAAACAAAAGUGUUUCCCUUUUGCUACUAGUCGGAGGAUUUUCUGAAUCAGCAAUCCUUCAGCAUACCAUACGAAAAGAAUUUCCAGACAGGAGAAUCAUCAUUCCUGAGGAUGCAGGUUUGUCCGUGUUAAAAGGAGCCGUUCUCUUUGGUCACAACCCAGACUAUAUAUCAUCACGCGUAAUCCGAUAUACAUAUGGAUUUAAAACUGUGGAAAUUUUUAAUCGUGAAAUUCACGAUGAGGCAAAAUUAGUUGUGAUAGAUGGCCAAGAGAGAUGCAAAGACAAUUUUUGGAUUGUAAAAAAGAUGAACGAGACCACCUCAUUGGGAACAAAAGUAAAAGAUAUGAUUCACACUAUAGAGUCGUUUCAAAGAACAGUAGAUAUACCUGUGGUUGUGUCUAACAAAGAAGACCCAAUGUAUACUGAUGAACCAGGGUGCAUGCAUAUUGGAACUUUCACAGUUGACAUACCUAAUCCAUCUGAGGACGUCCGUUGUUUUGAUGUUGAGUUUCAUUUUGGUAACACUGAAUUAACAGUUACCGCAACCGAACAGGAUACUGGACAUUCAGUAACCGCAAUGUUCGACUUAGUGUAA
Messenger RNA from Mytilus trossulus (common blue mussel), 1059 nucleotides. RefSeq names its product heat shock 70 kDa protein 12A-like. The transcript is spliced from 2 exons. Bases 1 to 1059 code for a protein of 352 amino acids. NCBI's taxonomy places the organism in Eukaryota, Metazoa, Mollusca, Bivalvia, Mytilida, Mytilidae. The record is from RefSeq and is a predicted model, not a curated record.